This is a messenger RNA of Phyllotreta striolata, 903 nucleotides long. Lineage: Eukaryota; Metazoa; Arthropoda; Insecta; Coleoptera; Chrysomelidae. The record is from the annotation of a GenBank genome assembly.
ACAAUAAUUAAUAACGGUCCGGCUAAAAAAUCGCAUCCUGUGGAUCCCGAGCGCCCGCACCAAUUGUCAAAAUUAAAAAGUCUAAUGAAUAUCAAUCAAAAAUCUCCGGACUAGCACUGAAGGCGCAACAGGAACAUAACAUUGAAAUGGAAAUUUACAAUGGUUUCUGACAUGCCAGAAUUACCUUUUUUCCCAAAAUAUGAAGUGGAGCACAUCUACGACAACAGCCUGUGUGUCGUUUGGUUCGAAUCUAACUUUUCCCAGGCCUAUUACAACGUCCACAAGACCAACAGGGGCAGCAACGCCUGCACGCUGAUCGCCGUCCUGAUGGCGGCGAAAUGCCACAAGCACAAUCUCAUCGUACAUUACCCCGUGAACGGUUUAAAUAUGAGUUUGAUCAAACUGUUUGCCCUUAGUAUGUUAGAAGGAAACCAGAUUCAUGAAUCUUUAAAAUUUAAAAAUCAGCUGAAACACAUCAAUUUGAACGUACCGGAGGCGAUCAAUUUCGGCGGGCCCGACAUGACGGGCAUCGUCGAAUGGAAAAGUGAGGUAUUCAUGCAACCGCUUGCGACAUCCCUCUACGAGAACAUAAAAACGAAUUGGAGAUUGUGGCUGAGAUCAGAACUGACCAGGGAAAAUUACACGCUCUACAUAAUACUGGUCGCUGACUCCCGCACGAUUUUAUUCAUAAUUCAACUGAAAACUGAAACGGUGACGUUGAUAGAUUCCCACCAGCAUAGCGGCGAUAAGGGCGGAUGCAUGGCGAUUACGGAAUUGCCCAAGCUCAAAUACAUGUGCCAUUGGUAUUGCGAUAUGUUGUACAAAUUUUACCGCUCGAUGCCGAAGAUUUACGAACUUUCUUUCCUGUACUUUUUGUCUUCAUACAAAUAAAACUAACUUACC